This is a messenger RNA of Oryza sativa Japonica Group (Japanese rice), 821 nucleotides long. The record is from RefSeq and is a predicted model, not a curated record. NCBI's taxonomy places the organism in Eukaryota, Viridiplantae, Streptophyta, Magnoliopsida, Poales, Poaceae.
AGUCAAACUGACGAAAUGACGAGCAGAAAUAAGUCCAGGAAUCGAAACGGAGACCCCGAGGAAAUGGAAGGCGGCGGAGCAACCGCACCCGCCGCGCCGCACCCGGCGGUGGCGCCGCUGGCGUUCCUGCUGGGGAAGUGGCGCGGGGAAGGCGAGGGGAGCUUCCCCACCAUCUCCCCCUUCCGCUACGGCGAGGAGCUCCUCUUCUCCCACCACCCCUCCAAGCCGGUGAUCUCGUACACGCAGAGGACGUGGAAGGCGGCGUCAGGCGAGCCGAUGCACGCCGAGAGUGGGUACUGGCGGCCCCGCCCCGACGGCUCCGUCGAGGUUGUCAUCUCGCAGAGCACUGGUCUGGCCGAGGUUCAGAAGGGUUCGUUUGAUGCUGAAAAGAAAACAGUGACGCUCCAAAGCGAACUUGUGGGGAACGCAUCCAAGGUGAAACAGAUCACAAGAGCUUUUCAAUUGGUAGAUGGGGAGCUCUCAUAUGUUGUUCAGAUGGCAACAAUCACAACCAGUCUACAGCCACAUCUCAAAGCCCUUCUGAAGAAGAUUUGAACGAUACUGCGCCCCUCUAGGGGCGCAGUGCGGCGGCGUCUGUGGCACUUCUGGAUUUUUAUGUUAAAAUAAUAAUGGUAUUUUUGCCUAUUAUAUCUGGGAAUUGGGGCAACCUGCCCCUACUAGUUUGACAUAAUAGACGCUGAAAAUACGCCCUUCAGAGUUCAGAUAAUGUCCAUGCGAGUUCGGGCUUGUUCAUGCGCAUGAGAGUUCAAACUUUGUUGCGUUAAACUUAAUUUAAUUUACCAUCAGUAUUUUCACAAAUA